UUUCCCGUCCAGCACAGCAACUAAGGUACAUCCACAACCCGUCACGCACCCAUAAUCGCCAUCACCGAGACCUCUUGCAUCGGCAUCCCCAAGUUCAUCCAUUUAUCAACCUCGAACCCAUCAAAAUGCGGAGCAAGUUCAAGGACGAGCACCCCUUCGAGAAGCGCAAGGCCGAGGCCGAGCGCAUCCGCCAGAAGUACGCGGAUCGUAUUCCAGUCAUCUGCGAGAAGGUCGAGAAAAGCGACAUCGCGACGAUCGAUAAGAAGAAGUACCUCGUACCAUCCGACCUCACCGUCGGCCAAUUCGUCUACGUCAUCCGUAAGAGGAUCAAGCUCUCACCGGAGAAGGCCAUCUUCAUCUUCGUCGACGAGGUCCUGCCACCCACCGCUGCGCUCAUGAGCAGCAUCUACGAGGAGCACAAGGAUGAGGACGGGUUUCUUUACAUCACAUACUCGGGCGAGAACACCUUUGGAAACUUCGAGUCCGCCUGAGCCAUGAACCCUCGACUUUGUUCUUGCAUUUCUAGAUGCGUUCGCGGCGUUUUCGGUUAUUGGUUUGGGAAGACUCGAGAAUGAGGGGUUCCUUGAGAGAGGACGGAAUGGACCAUCGUAUACUGCCUUUUUAUUUUUUCUUGGCUUUUUAGGCAGUGGCUACGUGACUGCGAGGGC
Molecule: messenger RNA, 668 nt
Organism: Chaetomium fimeti
Lineage: Eukaryota; Fungi; Ascomycota; Sordariomycetes; Sordariales; Chaetomiaceae
Product: autophagy protein Atg8 ubiquitin like protein
Exons: 4
Coding region: 126-491 (121 amino acids)
Biological process (GO): cellular response to nitrogen starvation; macroautophagy
Cellular component (GO): autophagosome; fungal-type vacuole membrane; cytosol
Molecular function (GO): phosphatidylethanolamine binding
Source: RefSeq, a predicted model, not a curated record